CCAACAACCUGCCUCGGCUUUUGGCCGGACCGUUUACAGAACUUUCUUAACGUUUCGCUAAAACCUCCAAAACCCUAACAAUGGCGUUUUUGCAAUCUCAAAACCAACACCAUCAGAACCUCCAAAUUCACCACAUCCCACAAUCCAAAUACAUAGAUGCAUUACGUUGGCUUCCUCCAUUAUCAGCCUUCGACAAAUUCAUCAUUCUCUCCCUUUUCGAUUCAAAUUCAUCUUCAUCCAACAUUGAAAUCCAUUCUCUCGACUAUAACAACUCUCCAAUUCUUUCUCCUCUCUCUACUUCCUCUUCUUCUCUUUCUCGAACAUCCUCUCUCAAAACCUCUCAAUCCCUAAUUGCUUUCUCCACUUUCUCAGGCUCACUUAACGUUAUCUCUCCUUAUUACUCUUCUUCCGGUGAGGUUUCUCUUAAUUCGUCGUUUUCUUUGCAAGAUAAAGGGUUUCACGUUGGACCCAUUUCUUGUAUUGAUGUUUUGGACAGGGAUUGUGUCAGUGUUGGGGAAGAUGGGAGGGUCAAUUUGGUUAGUUUUGAUGCUGGGAAGGCUGAUUUUCGACGGGUUUUUGAUGGGGAUGGGCUUGUUUCGUAUACUGCAGUGAAAUGGGCGUCACCAACAGAGUUUGCUACUGGUGGUUUGGGGUGUAGUCUUCAAUGGUGGGAUCAGAGGAGGAAGCCAGGUGAACCUGCAUUGCUAUUUAAGGGCAAAUGGUCUCAGAAAACUGCUGCUGGAGUUGUGCAUUCGAUUGAUAUCCAUCCUUCGAGGAAGCACACCUGUAUGGCAGGAGGGUCCUCCGGUACUGUAUUUGCUUGGGACCUCAGGUGGCCACAACAGCCAAUUAUUCUCUCUGGAGUCGGGAUUGGUGAGAGACCGUCUCAACCAAUUUCCGAAAGUGAAGUAUGGGAGGUGCAGUUUGACUGUCACUUACAAUCAUCAAAUAUAACCAGUAUGUCCUCGUCGAUGUUACCUGUAAUGAUGUGCUCUGAAGAAGGCAUUCUCACUGUCUUUGAGCCAGGCGCGGAACCUAUUGAACUCUUGGAAGAACCAUGUGCCAUCAACGCCUUUGACAUUGACAAACAGAACUACUCUGAUAUUAUAUGCAGUUUGGAAUGGGAAUCACUUGCUAUACUCUCAAGGUCAUAAUUUAUGGAAGAAGCCUAUAAAGCACCAUGGCCACUAUGCUUGAAAUGUUGUUACACAUACAUGUUUGUGGAUUCAAGUAUCUGCGUGAUUCGUAAUUCAAAUUUUUGUAUUAUACGAGCUAGGCUCGUGUUUACUGCUUCUGUUGUCUGUAUAGUUGAUUACAAGUUCGCUUAGAAUAGGGAAUGUUGAGAAGCAUUGAUUCGUCUAGCUUUCAAGAUUCGUCUAUGUGCCCAUAUGAGUAGCGGAGGAGUGAUCGCCUUAUAAAUAGGCGGUCUAAUACUAUGGAUAAGUAUACUUGGUAGAAAAAAAUCGUCCUCCAACAUUGUCUAGGUUUCCUAUUUUUUCAUCCUUUCCUUGUGUGUUGUGAGAGUUGGGACAUGGUUGGCUACUUGGUUUGCCUAAUAUCCUUCUUUUGAUAUCCUCCCAA
Molecule: messenger RNA, 1581 nt
Organism: Amaranthus tricolor (Joseph's coat)
Lineage: Eukaryota; Viridiplantae; Streptophyta; Magnoliopsida; Caryophyllales; Amaranthaceae
Product: nuclear pore complex protein NUP43
Exons: 5
Coding region: 81-1154 (357 amino acids)
Cellular component (GO): nuclear pore outer ring
Molecular function (GO): protein binding
Source: RefSeq, a predicted model, not a curated record